AUGGGUGCCCCACUGAGAUACGUUGUUCUAGACCCAGAUGGUUUGCCUACUCCUCCACCCGGCCGCCGUAACAUCCCGCGUUACCAUGAACACGACCACCACCACUCCAGCGGAUACGGUUGCAUGAAGUGCUUCUGCUGCUGCUGUUGCUUCAUCUUCUUCGUCAUCCUCCUCAUUUGCGCCACCCUUGGUUUUCUCGUCUUCUUCCUGAACCCUCAACUUCCAGUCUACACAGUUGAUAACGUCAGUGUCACCAAAUUCGAUACCCAACACGGGAAUAAGGUCUACACCGAACUCAACGUUGUUCUGAAAGCACAGAAUCCAAACGAAGAGAUUUCCCUUGGAUAUGGGGAGAAGAGUUCGGUGAUCAUUUUGUAUUCUAAUAACCAGCUCUGUAGUGGACAAAUCCCAAGUUUCCAACAACCUCCGAAGAACACCUCGAUGAUGAACGUGGAGUUGAAAGGUGAGAGUGAUUUUGAUUCACAGACUCAACAAGACUUGUUGCAGGAUCAGAAGGAAAAUAAGAUUCCCUUGGAUGUAAAAGUGAAUGUUCCCCUCACGAUCGUGACCCAUGGCACACGUUUGAAGGAAAUUCCAGUCGUUAUCAAAUUCAAAUUGACCGUGGACAAUUUGCAGCCAGGUCAGAAGAUUAAUGCUGUAUCAUCCGAUUUCCAAUAUGGAGGAGGAGAAGAAUGA
Messenger RNA from Neltuma alba, 696 nucleotides. RefSeq names its product NDR1/HIN1-like protein 6. The record is from RefSeq and is a predicted model, not a curated record. The coding region runs from base 1 to 696 and encodes 231 amino acids. The transcript has a single exon. Lineage: Eukaryota; Viridiplantae; Streptophyta; Magnoliopsida; Fabales; Fabaceae. Gene Ontology annotation, biological process: defense response to other organism. Gene Ontology annotation, cellular component: plasma membrane.